Molecule: messenger RNA, 2573 nt
Organism: Cuscuta campestris
Lineage: Eukaryota; Viridiplantae; Streptophyta; Magnoliopsida; Solanales; Convolvulaceae
Source: the annotation of a GenBank genome assembly
GUACAACUUGAGAGUUCGAGUCACAUGAACCUCAACGAACCUUCGAAGGAAACAACCCUUCCUUCGAACAACAAAAGAAAUAUUUUCUCUUGUCAAGUGUCUAAGAACACUAAAAACACUCAAGACCAAUACUCUCUUUUAGAGUGGAUAAUGAGUAACUAAGAACGCUCAAAAAAGAAACACAAGCUUCACAAAAAUGCCUCUCAAAAAGCUAUGAAUAAAGGAUGGAUGAUUUGCAAUGAAAGAGUAGGAGUUGUGAACCACGUCGAGCCGUUCAAGGUAGCCCACAAUCCCGUCAACUUUGAAGUGGAGCCAGUUGAGGGAGUCGGCAAUGGAGGCGAGGUUGGCCCGGGCCCGGGGUUCGGCUGGGCCAGCAGUAGGGGCAGUGCGGCGUGGCGCGGCAGUGGCAGUCGCAGCGUUGACCGACCGCUUGGUAAAGGUUUGGUUGCUGAUUGUCCAAAGCUUCGUGGCCUUCGUGAGUGGGCCAGCGGUGGUGGUUACCUUGAACCGUUCAAGGAUGUCCAUCACCACGAACGGGUACGGGAGGAGGUGAUCGUGGUCGGUGGACGCGGCUAUCGUCAUGUUGAUCAUGACAAACUUCGCCCAAUUGAUUGGGGCCGAGUGCAUGAUCGUAUGAAUGAGCUUGAGGUCCUCACCGGACAUGAUUGUGUGGCCAUGCUUCCGGGGUUUGAUGAUCCGGGACACGAUGUAGAGGACGAGACAGCCUUCGGGGUUUGCGGAGUGGAUGGUGGGGCGGCCCGAGGCAUGGCGGAUGAGCUCGGUGAUGCCAAGCUCGUUGAGGAUAAGGCCCUCGUUGUUGAGCACCCAGUCCUCUCCGCCAUAGUGGGAGACAUCGUCGCCUUAGAAUGGAAGGCCAGCGAUGCGCCCAAGCUGCUCCACGGUGAGCUCAAUCGGCGUGCUCUUGAAAAGCGAGUAGAGCACGUCGUUCUCAGGCCAGAGGUUGGAGUAGAAGGCCUGGAUCAGCGCCAGGUUGAUCUCUUUUCGAGCCCGGGAGACAAACGGCCAAAGGCCGGCUUGAUGAAGCUGCGCGUCAAGGUCGUCGUAGCCCUGCAGCUCCAGGUAGCGCUCCGGUAUGAUUCGUGGGGGAGCCACAACCCGUUUAGAGAAGAAAGUGAGGAAACGGGUGCGCUCCUCCUCGGAAUCAAACCAGAGCGCUGUUCUGCGUCAAGUUUUAAAAAAAGGAGUCAAAUGGACAGCGAUGUUGGGUACCCUACAGCGAUGUUCCAUAAGUUUCUGGAAUUGUCGCUGUUGGAAAACUUUCUGGUUUUGUUUGAAAACAAGGUGUUUAAGAAAACAGCUAUGUUGAAAAGGGACAGUGAUGUUCAAAAAGUUUCUGGAAAGCAAAGGUUCAAUUUGAGAAACAAAAGCCAUCUGACCUACGGUGUCCCUAAGAGAGUUACGAGUACUUACCCCGCGGUUGAUGCUGCCGAUUACCUGGUCAAGUGGGUGGUUCUUGUGCGUUCUCCAAGUGAUGGGAAGCUCGGUUUCCUCUUGUUCCUGGGCUUCCUCUUGUUCUUCUUCGUCUGCUUGGUCCUCAUUUUCGACCAUCACUUGAGCUGGGAACCUGCCCCCCUGCAGUUUCCUUCAAGCAUUGGUUCCACGGCAAUGGUCCAAAGCCUGCAGUUCCCGCCCCAAGAACAGGCCAACACAAACUCAACAACAAAUCCAUCUGAAUCCACAACAUAUUUCCAGAGGGUUGUCCAUUCGAGUCCAAAGCCAAGUUCAAAGAGCUCCAUGAUCGAGCUAGAAGACAUCUCACAUGCUGAUGGUUACUGCAAAGGACUCUCACAUGCUAAGAUUAUUGCGAAGGACUCUACUAGGGUUUCUGGUUGCUGUCCACGUAUAUAUACAUAUACCACUGCACUGCUUAUGAGGAGCGCCUCGAAGAUGAUCAUGGGAGAUAUGGAGGAAGGAGCAAAUGUUCAACGACCACCUCUGUUGAGAGGACCAAACUAUAACUUUUGGAAAGGACGUAUGAGAGCGUUCUUGAAAUCACAAGGUGGCAGAGUAUGGAGAAUCAUAGAAACUGGGUGGACAGAGCCAACAGAAACAAAUGCAGAAGGUGUGCAAGUGAUCAAAACUUUCGAAAUAUACUCAAAGGAAGAAGCCCAAGCUGCUAAAUGCAACGACAGAGCACUAAAUGCAUUAUUUGGAGCUAUUGAUAGUUCGCAAUAUAGGCUCAUCUCGAACUGCACUGAGGCCAAGAAAGCCUGGGAAAUUCUUGAAACCACACAUAAAGGGGACGAGAGAGUCAAGACAGCAAAAAUCCAGAUUCUUAUCACUAAAUAUGAAAGCCUGCGCAUGGAUGAUAAGGAAAGGAUAGCUGAUUUUCAUGGAAGAUUAAGGGAGCUGGCAAAUGAAGCUGAAAAUCUGAAGCGUCCAUUCACUGAAGACUGUUUAGUUUUGAAGGUGCUUAGAGCUCUACGAGAAUCCUAUGCUAUGGAUGCCAAAGCAAUUCGUCAGGCACAUGACAUCAAGAAUAUGACUCGGGAUCAACUCAUGGGGAAUCUAGAGACUAUUGAGUUGUAGAUGAAUGAAGAGCUCAAACGGAA